AUGACUCAGUAUGAAGGUGAUGAUGAAGAGUUAGAAUUUCAGGAGGGGACAGAUGGUGAGGAAGAUGAAAAUGAAGACGAUGAAGACGAUGAAGGUGAAGACGACGAUGAAGACGAUGAAGAAGAAGUGGAUUCUGCAUUUGCUCCUGCUAAGGCAGGCAUCAUACAGAAGAUUUCAUUGAAGAAUUUCAUGUGCCACGAUUCUUUCGAAUUGGAAUUGGGCCCACAGAUGAAUUUUAUAAUAGGGAGAAAUGGGAGUGGAAAAAGUGCUAUUUUGACCGGUAUAUCCGUUGGAUUGGGUGCCAAAGCAACUGAUACAAGCAGAGGAUCCUCAAUUAAAUCAUUAAUCAAGGAUGGUAAAUCAACUGCUAGAGUAAUGAUUGUGCUAAGCAAUGAAGGUAGUGAGGCGUUUAACCCGGAAGAGUUUGGUAAUAAAAUAGUUGUGGAAAGAAAGUUUCAACGUCAGGGUAAUAACUCUUACUAUAUUAAAAACGGAGAAACUGGUAAAACGAUAUCCAACAAGAAGAGUGUAUUGGAGGAUAUUUGUUAUAAAUUCAAUAUAACUGUAGAUAAUCCAUUGGCAUUUCUUUCACAAGACAAGGCCAGGGAGUUUUUAACGGCCACUACUGAUCAUAUUAAGUAUGACUACUUUAUGGCUGGUGCAUUGAUUAAUGAUAUCUUGGAGAAUUAUAAAGUCAUUUCCACAAAUAUUGUUGAAGUUCAAAAUAAAUUGACAUUAGUAAAAACAGACCUAUCAGUGGCUGUGACUAAGUAUGAGGAGCUGAAAAACUUAUAUAAUAAGUUUAAGAAAUCAGAUUAUCUAAGAAGGCAAUUGGAUUUGAUCAACGGGAAAAUGUAUUGGUUUAAUGUAAGAGUAAUUGAAAAUAAAAUUCAAAAAUAUAAGGAUGAAUUGAACAAGAAUGAAGAAGAAAUUAUUUUGAUAGAGGAAGAAAUUGAUGCGAUAGAUGAAAUGACAUUAAAUAAGUAUGAGGAAAGAAAAUCAGACCUCCUGGAUGAAGCUUUGGAGAAGCAUAAGUUAUUCGAGGAGAAACAAAAGAUAAAUGAUACUUUAAAGGACAAACUCAAAGAAAUUAAGAUUGGUAUUGAGGAUAUAAACAACGAAAUAAGAAAUUAUAACGAAGAGAUUGAAACUACAAGAACAGAAAUCAAAAAUUUGAAAAAGGAGUUGGGAAAUGAACAAGAGAAAAUUGACGAAUUGAAUGGAGGUUCAAAGGAGAAGUUGGUGGAAAAUAUGCAAAAGUUGGAACAAGAGUUGGAGAAAUUGAAAUCGAAAAAAGACGAAAUACUUGAACAAUUGAAUAAGCUUCAAGAUGGGGAAGAUAGUAGAGCCAUUAAAGAGGGAAAGGAAAAGGUUACUAUUUCCAACGAACAUCUAAGUACAUUGAGAGAUAGACGAAAGAAUUUAUUAGAUUUACAGAGAGAUAAGUAUACCCCUUGGGGAGGGAAGGAUAUUAAUAGUAUUCUAAGAGAAAUUAAACAUAUCGGAGAUGACUGGCAUAGAGAGCCGAUAGGGCCCAUUGGGUCAUUUGUCGAAGUUAAAAAUGAGUUUAACCAAUGGAAGGAUUUACUAAAUGCCUCAUUUGGAAAGACUUUGGAUUCAUUCUUAGUCCACGAUGACCAUGACAGAAGAAUGUUAGAACAAAUAUUGAAAAGGCAUAGAAUCAAUAAAAACAUCAUCACAAGAAAAUAUGAAAAAUUCAACUUCCAACAAGGAAAAGUUCGUAUACCUGAUGGAAAAGAAUCUAAAUGUGUCGUUGUUAUGGACAUUUUGACUAUCAAAAAUGAUAAUGUACUUUACACCCUAAUUGAUAGUAAUAGUAUUGAGAAGAAUGUGUUGGUAGAUGAUAGAGGUAUGGCAAGACAAUUACUUGGAGACUACAAUAGUGGUGUAUUGAAUGUAUUUCUGUUGCUUGACCACAAAUCUGGGCACAGAUCAAGUGGAGAUUCCAAUUCCUAUAGAAUUGAUCCUAUUUACUAUAGACUAAGAGAACCGCAUAAAUUUUCAAGUGGAGACAGUGGCGUCGAUCAAAUUAAAGAGUUGGAUACAGAGAUUAAUCUUGAGUCUGCUAAUAAUAACGAUCUCUUAAGGGAGCUUCGUAGAUUAAAGAUGGUUCAACAGAACGAAAUACAAGACCUUGAGAAAUCAAGAGAAACCCUUGACAAUCAAAUUAGGAAAGUUUCUAAUGAAAUCUACCGAAUUGAAAACAGAUUAACUGAAAAUGGUGAUUUAGCAAUUGUUGAAACUUUAAGAGAAAAAAUCGAAGAAAAUGAGCGACAAAUCCGCCAAAGAAGAGGUAUAAUAGAAUCUUUAACAGAAGACAAAGAAAACGAACUUUCUAAAUUUAAGGAAGAAAAGAAAAACUUAGCCUUGGAUACUGCUGAAAUGGAUGAGUUAGAAAAUCAAGUCCAGGAAGCAAAGCAAAAUCUUUCAGAUUUAGAGACAGAAUUUCAUGUGAAAACUAAUGAGAAAGCCCAUUAUGAGCAGCAAAAAGGGAAAAAGCAGCAAAAUGUCAACUCAUUGCAAGAAAAGCUUAAAAGAGGAGAAGCUGCAUUGGGUCAACACACAGCCGAAGCUCUCAGUAAAUGCCCAAGAGACGAUAUCGAUAUUACUUCUGAAGAUACCGUAGAGUCAAUUACAGAAGAGUAUAAAAGAGCACAAGAGACGGUUAAGGAAAGUGAAAAGAAUAUAGGAAGGACCUAUGAAGAAAUACAGGAUGAAUUACUUUUCAAUAAGUCCAAAAUGGAAAAUUUGGAGAAUACAGAAAACGACUUAGACUCCAUUUCAAGAUCCUUAAACGAAGACUUAAACCAGAGGUUAAAGUAUUUGCAUACAACUAUUUUGAAAACAAUAAGAGAAGCUUCAACUUCUUUUGAAAGAUCGUUAGCAUUGAGAGGUUUCAAAGGAGAAUUGAAAUUUGGUUUUAAAGAGAAAACGCUAACGAUGUUAGUUCAAACAAAUAAUGUUGACGAUAAUGGCACUGGCGAUGGGAACAAAAAGAGAACGGUGGAAUCUUUAUCAGGGGGGGAAAAAUCAUUCACACAAAUUGCUUUGCUUUUGGCAAUAUGGAAGGCCAUGAAUUCAAAGAUACGUGGUCUAGACGAAUUUGAUGUAUUUAUGGAUUCGGUGAAUCGUUCAAUAAGUAUAAAACUUUUACUUACUGAAUUGAGAAAGUAUCCCAAAUCACAAUCUAUUUUUAUUACACCUCAAGAUAUUGCUAUGGUUGGGGAUUUGGAAAGUGAAGACGUCAAAAUACACAAAAUGGACGAUCCUAGAAAUAGUUAA
Messenger RNA from Dujonia railenensis, 3303 nucleotides. NCBI's taxonomy places the organism in Eukaryota, Fungi, Ascomycota, Pichiomycetes, Serinales, Debaryomycetaceae. The record is from the annotation of a GenBank genome assembly.